This is a messenger RNA of Lymnaea stagnalis (great pond snail), 778 nucleotides long. Lineage: Eukaryota; Metazoa; Mollusca; Gastropoda; Lymnaeidae. The record is from the annotation of a GenBank genome assembly.
CCACAUCACACGACAACUCAUCCAAACGGCCAUCAUUAGAUGUAAGCCAGGAGAAUGUUGGUACAGGCACAUCCCAUCCCUCACCACCCACACUUUUCACGUUGGACAACAACAAUUCUGCAGACAGUUCAGGUGUUACAGGUACGUAUCUCUGGUAUUUGAACCUUUAACUCCGGUAGCAGAUUCAGGCUCAACAUUUUCAGUAUUUCAGUUGCAUUGGAUGCAGCGUCUGGAUGAGGGAUGGCGGUGUAAAUCCAUGCCAGAUGUGUGAUGACAGGUUGAUGGUAAUAAAAAGGUUCAUGUCUCUGUCAAUAAUGUUAUGUACUCUCCACAACGAAAUACCUAAAGAUAAACAGCAUCAUGGGUUUUUAAGGAGUCUAUAAGAUUUAAAAAAAAAUUCCAAUCCAUCAUAAUCUUGCAAACAUGUCUUUUGUUAAAUUACUCAAAAUUUAACUUGAUCUCUUAUGUCAACUAUACCGUUUUUCUUCAACUUUUCGAACACCCCCCCCCCCCUCCCCCCCACCAGACCAUUUGAAUAAGCCUAGUGACCUCCUCUUGCGAUCCUCCCCUCCUGCUGUCACAGUGAACCAACACGUUGAAGAGAUCAAGAAUACAAUAGGCUCUCCAACCAGACCCAGUGCCCUCCCCUUCCCAUCCAGCCCACUAGAGGAGAAGCCGAGCCAAGAAGACGACGAGUUGAUUGAUCAGCUGUUGCAGGAGCCCAUCCCCAACUCGCCUCUUUACAUCAAGAGAAAAUUUUACGAGAUGGAAACGCCAG